Molecule: messenger RNA, 414 nt
Organism: Penicillium salamii
Lineage: Eukaryota; Fungi; Ascomycota; Eurotiomycetes; Eurotiales; Aspergillaceae
Source: the annotation of a GenBank genome assembly
AUGUAUGACGUGAUAACGAAGAUCACUUGGUUAUUAGCCGUCAUUUCAAUCCUUUUACUCCGAUCUCAGGCACAGUUUGUGUCAGAGGAUGAAUGUGCGACUAGAGUCCACGCGAUCAUUGCCAGGGGCCAAGGAGGGGGCGAUGAUCUUAACGUGAUGAGUACCCUUUCGGACCUGAUACUGCAGGAGAUCCCUGGAUCGACGACCCUCGGCCUACCCUACGACCACAAGAAUGUUUUGACGGAUGCUGCAAAGCGGGAUACAGUUCAUGACGGGGCCGUAUUGAUGCAGGAGUUUGUACAGGAAUACGCCGCAUCCUGUCCCAAGACUAAGAUUGUGGUAGUGGGAUAUUCAAUGGUGCGUGCUGAAUUCAACAUGUCAUGCCCUGGUGUUUCGUUUCGCAUGACACCGUAG